AUGGCGGACAAGCUCACGCAGCUCCAGGACUGCCUGGACGAUCUUCUCACACAAAUGUACGCGUCCAUCUCGUACAUCCGCCAGCGCCACCCAUAUGGAGAAAUACCAGGCCAGCCAUCUCAAGCACCGAAAGCGCCUGAGCCAACUACCAACGGAGCCGGAUCUACAGAACAGACUAACGGGACUGUCACAACGACUUCACAACCUCAGCAACCAGCUCCAGGCCGUGAAGGAACACCCCCACCGGAAGAGCCUCAAGCAUUCAAUGCAGCACUUCAUGAAUUGGCUCGAGACCUCGUCAUCAAGGAGCAGCAGAUUGAGUAUCUGAUCAACAGCCUACCCGGUCUGGGGAGCAGUGAGGCGGACCAGGAGAAGCGCAUGCGGGAGCUUCAGGUCGAGCUGAGGGAAGUAGAGGCGGAGCGAGCGAAAGCUGAGGUCGAGAAGGAGGCGCUGGUGGAGGGUCUUGGGAAGAUGAUUGUGGGUAUAAAGAGAGUCCCGUGA
Saxophila tyrrhenica is the source of this 501-nucleotide messenger RNA. RefSeq names its product RNA polymerase II mediator complex subunit (gene SRB7). Gene Ontology annotation, biological process: regulation of transcription by RNA polymerase II. Gene Ontology annotation, cellular component: mediator complex. The transcript is spliced from 2 exons. NCBI's taxonomy places the organism in Eukaryota, Fungi, Ascomycota, Dothideomycetes, Mycosphaerellales, Extremaceae. The record is from RefSeq and is a predicted model, not a curated record. Gene Ontology annotation, molecular function: transcription coregulator activity. Bases 1 to 501 code for a protein of 166 amino acids.